AUGGGUGGAUCAACCCAUUUCUCUGUUUUCUUACUCGCAAUAAUUUUACUCUCUGUUCUUAUGGACUUCAAGAAAGACUUGAAAGAUCCCUUUGGUAGACUCUCGUCUUGGAUUCACGACGUUUGUAGCAACCGAAGUGGCCGCGUGAUUCAACUUCACCUCCAGAGUCCUGCCAGUGAAAUUCUAGAUUUAGCUGAUGAGGUGGUUGCUGAUCCUAAAUCACCAUUGAGCGAUCUUUCUAAAAAUUUUCUUGGACACGUCAUCCCUAGAUGGAUUUUCGGUCUUACUGCCCUUGCUUCUCUUGAUUUAAGUGAUAACUCGAUUGAAGGCCCAUUGCCCAGAGGUCCUUGGAACUUGACUUCCCUCCAACACUUGGAUCUUUCUUUCAACUAUCUGAAUGGUUCACUACCAGAUGAGCUUAUUUAUCUUAACAAUCUCAUUUCUCUCAACCUUUGGGGGAAUUAUUUCGAAGGCUUCUUGGAUGGAAUUUGGAAUUGGAGUUCCCUUACAUCUUUGGAUCUAUCAGCAAAUAACUUCGCUACCUUCCUCCCAAACCAAUUAUCCACUUUAACUUCCCUUAUUUCACUUGACCUUCGCGACAAUGACUUUCAAGGUUCUAUCCCAAGCUCUAUUGCCAACAUUUCCAACCUUCAAUAUCUUGUUCUAUCUUCUAACAACCUUAGCUCCUCUUUACCAAGUGAAGUAUUCACAUUAAAGGACUUGAUUACACUUGCUGCGACUAGUAAUCACUUGAAUGGUCCAAUUCCAAGCACGGUUGGCAACUGUACCCAGCUCAAAGAACUUCGGCUAGGUGAUAAUGCUCUAUCUGGCUCAAUUCCAUCAAAUUUAGGAAGAUGUACCAAGCUAAAAUACCUUUCGCUAGGUUAUAAUGCUCUAUCUGGCUCAAUUCCGUCAAAUUUAGGAAGAUGUACCAAGCUAGAACUCCUUUGGCUACCUGAUAAUGCUCUAUCUGGUUCAAUUCUAUCAAAUUUAGGAAGAUGUAGCCAGCUCAAAGAACUUUGGCUAAAUGAUAAUGCUCUAUCUGGUUCAAUUCCAUCAAAUUUAGGAAAACUGUCAUCCUUGGUGCACUGGGAUGUGUCUCACAACAAACUCACUGGAACUCUUCCUGAAAGUCUUGGGCAGCUUUCCAAACUUGAAGAGCUUCACAUUGACGACAAUUCAAUGGAAGGCAUUGUGAGUGAGAGUCACUUCGACAAUCUGACAGCUUUAACAUAUUUUGAUGCAUCUGGAAACUCCUUGACCUUGAAAGAGUCGGAGAUUGAAGAGUGA
Molecule: messenger RNA, 1290 nt
Organism: Coffea eugenioides
Lineage: Eukaryota; Viridiplantae; Streptophyta; Magnoliopsida; Gentianales; Rubiaceae
Product: probable LRR receptor-like serine/threonine-protein kinase At3g47570
Exons: 3
Coding region: 1-1290 (429 amino acids)
Molecular function (GO): protein binding
Source: RefSeq, a predicted model, not a curated record